Messenger RNA from Lagenorhynchus albirostris (white-beaked dolphin), 1250 nucleotides. RefSeq names its product guided entry of tail-anchored proteins factor 4 (gene GET4). Bases 229 to 1050 code for a protein of 273 amino acids. Gene Ontology annotation, molecular function: protein binding. The record is from RefSeq and is a predicted model, not a curated record. The transcript is spliced from 9 exons. NCBI's taxonomy places the organism in Eukaryota, Metazoa, Chordata, Mammalia, Artiodactyla, Delphinidae. Gene Ontology annotation, cellular component: cytosol; BAT3 complex. Gene Ontology annotation, biological process: protein insertion into ER membrane.
GUCUGACCGGCUGGGCGGGUUUCCUUCCUGAUCGUCCCUGAGAGGAACGUGCAGCCGUGGGCUCGGUGUCCUGCACUCAGCUCGGGCCUGGCCCCGCCCCCCUGAACGUCUGUCUCACUUAUCGUGGACGGAGCAUCCUUUCUGUCCCGUGUGUGCCGGGUUGCCUGUCAGGCUCUCAUCCGUCUGCAGUUCGGCAAGCCGGCUUUUCCCAGCUUCCGUCCCUGGUACAUGGCCCAGAGCAAGCACGCCGAGGCCCGCGAGCUCAUGUGCUCAGGAGCUCUGCUGUUCUUCAGCCACGGCCAGCAAAACAGUGCAGCUGAUUUGUCCAUGCUGGUCCUGGAGUCGCUGGAGAAGGCGGAGGUCGAGGUGGUCGAGGAGCUGCUGGAAAGUCUGGCCAAGCUGUUCAGCCUGAUGGACCCCAACUCCCCGGAGCGAGUGGCAUUUGUGUCUCGAGCCCUGAAGUGGUCCAGUGGGGGGUCCGGGAAGCUGGGCCACCCCCGGCUCCACCAGCUGCUGGCCCGCACCCUGUGGAAAGAACAGAACUACUGCGAGUCCCGGUACCACUUCCUGCACUCCAGCGACGGGGAGGGCUGUGCCAACAUGCUGGUGGAGUACUCCACGGCCCGGGGCUUCCGCAGCGAGGUGGACAUGUUCGUGGCCCAGGCUGUCCUCCAGUUUCUCUGUUUAAAAAACAAGAGCAGCGCGUCAGUGGUGUUCACGACGUACACACGGAAACACCCGUCCAUCGAGAGCGGCCCUCCCUUCGUGCAGCCCCUGCUCAACUUCCUCUGGUUUCUGCUGCUGGCCGUCGAUGGGGGGAAGCUGACGGUGUUCACGGUGCUGUGUGAACAGUACCAGCCAUCCCUCCGGCGGGACCCCAUGUACAACGAGUACCUCGACAGGAUAGGACAGCUCUUCUUCGGCGUGCCACCCAAGCAGACGUCUUCCUACGGAGGCUUGCUAGGGAACCUUCUGAGCAGCCUCAUGGGCUCCUCGGAGCAGGAGGGCGAGGACAGUCAGGACGACAGCAGCCCCAUUGAGCUCGACUGACGCCCGCGGACCUGCACGGACUCGGCCUGGACUGCGGCGGGUGCGGCUCCCGAUGCGGGUCCAGACCUGGGCCCCCCGGGCUCCGGCCGAGGCCGAGGGGCCGCACGGCGGGUGUUCUGGGGCUGCCGGGGCCGUGCUGGCCAGGCCGCCGUGUACCCUGAGAUGACCCCAAUAAAGCACAGGCCCUGCCGCGCCUCCUC